Beta vulgaris subsp. vulgaris (sugar beet) is the source of this 2657-nucleotide messenger RNA. RefSeq names its product plastidic ATP/ADP-transporter. Gene Ontology annotation, cellular component: membrane. Bases 457 to 2346 code for a protein of 629 amino acids. The transcript has 5 exons. Lineage: Eukaryota; Viridiplantae; Streptophyta; Magnoliopsida; Caryophyllales; Amaranthaceae. Gene Ontology annotation, biological process: nucleotide transport. The record is from RefSeq and is a predicted model, not a curated record. Gene Ontology annotation, molecular function: ATP:ADP antiporter activity.
GUAACAAACCCUUUUUCAGCUGGAGAAAAAAAAGGGUUUUGUUUUGGGUAGUCUAUUUCAUUCAUAGUUCUAUAAAAGUUAACUAAUUUAAUUCAACCCACCUUAUUCUCGCUGAGAAGGCAGAAAUCUUCUCAGCCACCUUAUCACCAUAUCUCUUUCAAUUCUCUCCCCUUCAAAAACACAAAAAAAAGUUCUUCUUUUUCUCCUUGAAUUCCAUUUUUUGUGUUUUUUUUAUUAAUUUUCUUCAAUUACUUUAGAAAUUUUGUACUGGGAUUCUUUGAUUCCCUCUUUUUUAUAUAUUCUCUGGCUGAAAGAUACAAUUUUUAUCAGUCAUACUCUAAAUUUUCGUUUUUUUAUUAUAAAUUGUGUUGCUCAAAGAUUCAAUUUUUAUCAGUCAUACCCUAAAAUUUCUUUCAAUUUUCAAGUGAAAUUUAGAGAUAAGGGGUAGGGAGAGAGAUGGAGGCUGUUUUACAAACAAGGGGCCUUCUUUCUCUACCUACAAACCCCAAAUUAAGGGUGUUAAAAUCAGCACAAAGUAGUCUUAGGCAAAGAAUUAGUACACCCAAAACCCUAAAACCUAACCCACUUCAAGGGUUUUCAAUUUCAUCAAAUGGGUACCAAAAAUUUCAUGGGGUUGUGUCAAAUUCAAAAGGGUUUGUGCAAAAUUUGAGAAAUUUCCCAAUUUGUAGGGCUGAAGCUGCAGCUGCUGGUGCAGCAGCAGAUGGGCAGCCUUCUUUUGGUGAAAUUGAACCAAAAAAGUUUUUUGGGAUUGAAUUAAUCACUUAUAAGAAAAUUAUACCACUUGGGUUAAUGUUCUUUUGUAUCCUUUUUAAUUACACAAUUUUAAGGGAUACAAAAGAUGUGUUGGUUGUAACAGCAAAAGGGUCUAGUGCUGAGAUUAUUCCAUUUCUGAAAACUUGGGUGAAUUUACCUAUGGCUAUUGGUUUUAUGGUGUUGUACACAAAAUUGUCUGAUAUCUUGCCUAGGAAAACCCUGUUUUACUCUGUGAUGCUCCCCUUCAUUGCAUUCUUUGGGGCUUUUGGGUUUCUGUUGUACCCUUUGAGUCACUAUGUCCACCCCACUGCAUUUGCAGAUCAGCUUCUGGCCACACUCGGACCGCGGUUUCUUGGUCCUCUUGCAAUUCUGAGGAUAUGGAGUUUCUGUUUGUUUUAUGUCAUGGCUGAACUUUGGGGGAGUGUUGUGGUUUCUGUCCUCUUUUGGGGGUUUGCUAAUCAGAUUACUACAGUUGAGGAAGCUAAGAAAUUUUAUCCACUUUUUGGGCUAGGAGCUAAUGUUGCCCUCAUCUUCUCUGGACGAACAGUGAAAUAUUUCUCUCAACUCAGGCAAAACUUGGGACCUGGUGUAGAUGGUUGGGCAGUCUCUCUUAAGGGAAUGAUGAGCAUUGUGGUACUAAUGGGUCUUGCUAUAUGCGGUAUCUACUGGUGGGUGAAUGCAUUUGUACCACUUCCUACCCGCAGUGUCAAGAAAAAGGCAAAGGUCAAGAUGGGAACAAUGGAGAGCUUAAAAUUCUUGGUGUCCCAGAAGUAUAUUAGGGAUCUUGCUACCCUUGUCGUUGCUUAUGGUAUUAGUAUCAACCUUGUUGAGGUUACAUGGAAGUCAAAGCUCAAGGCUCAGUUUCCAAGUCCAAAUGAAUACUCUGCUUUCAUGGGAGAUUUCUCAACGGCAACCGGGGUAAUGACAUUCGGAAUGAUGCUUGCCAGUCAGUUCAUAUUCAACAAGUUUGGGUGGGGAGUCGCAGCUGCCAUUACACCUACAGUUCUUCUCCUUUCAGGAGUCGGUUUCUUCUCAUUGAUUUUGUUUGGUGAUCCACUCGGACCUUUACUUGGAACGUUUGGUUUGACUCCUCUUCUAGCAGCGGUUUAUGUUGGUGCCUUGCAAAAUAUUUUCAGCAAGAGUGCAAAAUACAGUUUGUUUGAUCCUUGCAAAGAAAUGGCUUACAUUCCGUUGGAUGAAGACACUAAGCUUAAGGGGAAGGCCGCUAUCGAUGUUGUUUGCAACCCACUUGGGAAAUCAGGAGGUGCUCUAAUCCAGCAGUUCAUGAUCUUAACCUUCGGAUCACUAGCCAAUUCAACCCCUUACCUUGGUGGAAUUCUGUUGGUGAUUGUGCUAGCAUGGCUAGGAGCAGCCAGGUCUUUGGACAAACAGUUCACAGCCUUACGCAGUGAAGAAGAACUUGAAAAAGAGAUGGAGAGAGCUGCUGUUAAGAUCCCGAUUGUGUCAGACAACAGCAGCGGAAACGGUUCCCUCACCUCUGGGUCCGAAUUGAACCCAACAAUGGGUGACUUCCCGAGCGGUUCAUCAUCCGAGAGGCUCAAGUCUCAGUAAACCUCAAAAUAACUUAUUAGCUUAAAAUAUUUCAUCAAACGCCGAUGAUACAGGAAAGAAGAAAGAAUUUAUUUGGUUUGUAGGAUUUGUUCUGGAAUGUGAGAAUAUGAAAUAAUCUUACCAGCUGGAAAUGCUGAGAUUGCUCAAAGAAAUGCCCUUGUUUGUUGUGCAUUAGGUAGUUAUUACUUAAUAGUUAGAUAGCUUAAUGACUAGAUGGUUAAAACAAGAUUGAAGUUCUUCUAUGCUGGCAUUUUGCCCCAGUGUAGUUCUUUUUGUUGUACUUCUAUUUGAUAAUUAUAUUUUGUUUUGCA